ACAAAAACAGCUCAGAUUCUAAUUUACAGAGAGAACGUUACCGAAUUAGUAUUGACCAACAUUUUUGGUGUCCCCAUUUAUAUGUCACCGCAUCCUUCCUUUGGAUCCUAUACCUACUCAUAUAAUACUAUACUCCACCGUAGCACCAAGCCGUUGAGUUGUUACACACAUUAUCAAAACCCAAUGGCUCAAUCUAUCUUCUCCUCCACACUCUCUUCUUCUUCUUCCCCAUUCGCUCAUGGUUUUCAACCUCCGAACCUCAAUUUCCAAUCCCGUUCCAUUACUUAUCCUAUUCAGAGAACCACUUCCAUUGCUGCCGCUAACUUUACCAUUUCGCCUACUGUACUACCUUCUGUUAAAUCCAUUUCACAGAUAAUUGAAUCGCUGAUUAAUGGUGUUGAUUUAUCGGAAGUUGAAGCUGAAUCGUGUCUUGAAUUAUUGUUGAGUGAAGGCAAUGAAGCUUUGAUUAGCGCCGUUCUCGUUCUUUUGAGAGCUAAAGGAGAGACUGAUGAAGAAAUUGCGGGGUUGGCGAGAACUAUGAUGAAACAUGCUAAGAAGGUUGAAGGUUUGGUUGAUGCGGUUGACAUUGUUGGCACUGGAGGGGAUGGUGCAAACACCGUUAACAUUUCAACUGGAGCUUCCAUUCUUGCUGCUGCUUGUGGUGUAAAAGUUGCAAAGCAAGGUAAUCGAUCUAGUUCUUCUGCCUGUGGAAGUGCUGACGUGUUAGAAGCAUUGGGAAUUGCUAUUGAACUGGGUCCUCAGGGGGUUAAAGAGUGUGUGAAUGAAGCGGGAAUUGGGUUUAUGAUGUCCCCAAUGUAUCACCCUGCAAUGAAUAUUGUUAGGCCUGUAAGAAGGAAGCUAAAAGUAAGAACUAUAUUCAAUACAUUGGGUCCGAUGUUAAACCCAGCGCAGGUUCCUUUUGCAGUUGUUGGUGUAUACACCGAAGACUUGGUCUUCAAAAUGGCUAAAACACUUCAUAGAUUUGGCAUAAAAAGAGCUUUAGUCGUCCACUCUGAAGGUUUGGAUGAAAUUAGUCCUCUUGGACCUGGUCUAGUGCUUGAUGUUACUCCAGAAAAGAUUGAUAAGUUCUCAUUUGAUCCCUUGGAUUUUGGCAUUCCUCGGUGCAAUCUUGAAAGCUUACGAGGUGGUGACCCAGAAUACAAUGCAGAAGUUCUCAAACGUGUUCUAGGUGGAGAGAAAGGACAUAUUGCAGAUGCUCUUGUUCUCAAUGCUGCAGCAGCUCUAAUGGUCAGUGGCUUUGUGAGGAACCUAGCUGAAGGGGUAUCCUUGGCGCGUGAAACACAACAAUCAGGAAAAGCUAUUCAGACUCUCAACCAUUGGAAGGAUAUCUCAAAUAAAAUAAAAGAUGAUGUGGCCCAUAUAGUAUUACCUGACUCAUAUACGUGAAUCAAGUGCAAACCAGAUUGAAGGAGCCUCUAUUACUGUACAUGUAUUGCUCAAUAGAUAUACAACAAUGAUUCAAAUUGGUAUCAGCGGUAGAAAGGAUUAUUGAUUGUAAAAUGUAAUUUUCUAGUUUACGAGUGAAAUUGUAUCUAACAAGAUUAAGGAAUAUUGUAAUUGUGUUUCAAUUAUAGAUAAUAAAAAUAGUUAUUUCAUUUCUGAAUA
Molecule: messenger RNA, 1626 nt
Organism: Cicer arietinum (chickpea)
Lineage: Eukaryota; Viridiplantae; Streptophyta; Magnoliopsida; Fabales; Fabaceae
Product: anthranilate phosphoribosyltransferase, chloroplastic
Biological process (GO): L-tryptophan biosynthetic process
Cellular component (GO): cytosol
Molecular function (GO): anthranilate phosphoribosyltransferase activity
Source: RefSeq, a predicted model, not a curated record